AUGGCCGAUGGCUACGCUCGUUUGACAGGAAAGCCUCAAUGUGUCAUUGUCCAUGUCGACGUUGGCACUCAGGGCCUCGGUGCCGCUGUUCACAACGCCUCCUGCGGUCGUGCUCCGGUCUUGAUCUUCGCCGGUCUCUCCCCGUACACCAUCGAAGGAGAGAUGCGCGGUUCCCGCACCGAGUACAUCCAUUGGAUUCAAGAUGUGCCCGAUCAGAAACAGAUCGUCUCCCAGUACUGCCGAUACUCUGCGGAAAUCAAGUCUGGCAAGAAUGUUAAGCAGAUGGUCAACCGUGCCUUGCAGUUCGCGACGAGCGACCCCAAGGGCCCCGUCUACCUGGUCGGUGCGCGCGAAGUUAUGGAGGAAGAGAUCGAGCCGUACAGAGUGAACCAGAACGUUUGGGGAGCCGUCCGUCCAUCUGCGCUCCCGGCUGAUGGCGUUGAGCUUAUCGUAUCCGAGCUCGCUGCGGCCAAAGAGCCACUGGUUAUUGUGGGAUACUCGGGUCGGGAGGAGCGAGGCGUGACGGAAUUGGUCACCCUCGCCGAUACAUUCAAGGGUAUCCGUGUGCUGGACACUGGUGGAUGCGACAUGUGCUUCCCAGGCGACCACCCGGCGUCCCUAGGACUGAAGUUCGGUGUACACGAUGCCAUUAAGACGGCGGACUUCAUCCUGGUCGCUGACUGCGAUGUGCCCUGGAUCCCCACGCUGUGCAAGCCUUCCGAUGCUGCGAAAAUCAUCCAUGUAGAUGUCGACCCCCUCAAACAACAGAUUCCGGUAGCUUACAUCGGUGCUAUGGCCACCUUCCGCGCAGAAUCCGCGACGGCCUUCAAACAGAUAAACGAAUACAUCGCCGCCAACGCCUCUAUCAAGCAGAUUGUUGACUCCGAAGAGAACACUGCUCGCGGCAAGCUCCGCGAGGAGGAGUUUAAGAAGGCGCGCCAGACCCUUGCGGAAAUGGCUACUGUCCCAUCUGGAGGCGAAGACGCCUACCUGAACAUUUCGUACCUCAUGUCCCAAGUGCGGAAGGGAUGUCCUGCGGAUACCAUUUGGGCAAUCGAAGCCGUCACGCUUACAGGCUUCGUGUCAGACCAGAUCGCUGCAUCACUGCCAAAAUCCUGGAUCAACUGCGGUGGUGGCGGCCUUGGAUGGUCCGGUGGUGGUGCAUUGGGUAUCAAGCUCGCGACCGAUGUCGCUCAUGGCGGGACGAACAAGGGCAAGUUUGUGUGCCAAGUUGUCGGCGAUGGCACAUAUCUCUUCUCUGUACCUGGAUCCGUCUACUGGAUCUCGCGUCGGUACAACAUCCCAAUUCUCACCAUUGUCCUCAACAACAAGGGCUGGAACGCACCCCGGAGGAGCAUGCUCCUCGUCCACCCCAGUGGCGAUGGAUCGCGCGCCACCAAUGAAGACCUUAACAUUUCUUUUGCUCCUACUCCCGAUUACCCUGGCAUUGCCAGGGCGGCCUCUGGCAAUAAGAUCUGGGCUGGUACGGCGGCCACCGUCGGCGAGCUGCGCAAGUUACUGCCGGAGGCGAUCAAGACCGUUGCGAAUGGUACCAGUGCCGUGUUGGAGGUACAGCUUGAUGGGACUGCCGGAAAGCUCGUGAAACAGUAG
Messenger RNA from Aspergillus terreus NIH2624, 1611 nucleotides. Its product is annotated as putative thiamine pyrophosphate enzyme. Gene Ontology annotation, cellular component: acetolactate synthase complex; mitochondrion. The coding region runs from base 1 to 1611 and encodes 536 amino acids. The record is from RefSeq and is a predicted model, not a curated record. The transcript has a single exon. Gene Ontology annotation, biological process: L-valine biosynthetic process. Gene Ontology annotation, molecular function: acetolactate synthase activity; magnesium ion binding; thiamine pyrophosphate binding. Lineage: Eukaryota; Fungi; Ascomycota; Eurotiomycetes; Eurotiales; Aspergillaceae.